Molecule: messenger RNA, 4142 nt
Organism: Penaeus vannamei (Pacific white shrimp)
Lineage: Eukaryota; Metazoa; Arthropoda; Malacostraca; Decapoda; Penaeidae
Source: RefSeq, a predicted model, not a curated record
AUGUGUCUUUUUGACAGGCUAUGCGACAACAGCGAACUCUGCGAACAGCUGUGCUUCAACCUUCACGACGGAACCUUUGAGUGUGACUGUCAACAGGGCUACACACUCGAACCUGAUGGCUACAGCUGCACCAAACUGAACUACAGCAAGCCUGAUUCCUCCGUGCUGUACGAGAAGGAGGCGUCCUUCGUGGCCGUGUUGGACGAUGACUACCAAUCUGACUCUCCCGGAGACUACCAGCAUGACGACUACCAACGCGACGAUUACCAACGCGACGACUACCAGCGGGAUGACUACCAGCGCCUCGACUACGCACGCGACAAGUACAACGACUACCGACGAGACGACUACCAGCGCGACCUGACGAGGCUGGAGGACGUCGAGGACCAGCCCCACACGGCCGAGCUCCUGGAGGAUCCUUCCCGGCGCAAGGGCAGCAGCCAGCUCAUCGACAGGGCGGACAUCCUCAACUACGACAGAUACAAGACCGAGCAUGAAUCCAGCCAGGAAGAUCUUGGAGCUGAGGAAGAAACCGGCCCAGAGACUUUCCUGGAGCUGGACACUCUGGAUCUCUUUCAGCCGUUCACAUCACCAGGACCCAACUUGGAACAGAAGGUCCCUUCCGAGCUCCCCAACCUCCAAGCCACCGAGAGCCUAACACCCUUGUGUGAAAUGGAUUGUGGAAAAGGGCAUUGCCAUGUGGAUACUCAGGCUGGCAUCUCAAGGUGCAUGUGCCCCCUAGGACAUGCAGGCCGCUAUUGUCAUCCAGGCAUGUACAUUCUGCUCUUAUAUGAGUACUUAUGCGUGAGAAAUGUGUGUAGUACCUAUUGCUUUUCAUGCUUCCAUCCACCAGAGGGGUGCUUUCAGUAUCACAUGACACUGCAGCUAUAUCAAGGUCCUCAGAUAGAAACGGCUCGAUUCCAUGGCUCUUCGUGGGUAGCCUUUGCCCCUCUUCGGGAAGCUUACAGGGAUGUCCAACUCACACUGGAGUUCAAGCCUGAGAGUCCUGAUGGAGUCCUGUUGGUGUCAGGAGAGAAUGACGACCUCAGUGGGGACUUCAUGGCUGCAGUGCUCCUCAACGGCUAUGUUGAGUUCAGAUGGGACUGUGGUUCAGGUGCAGGGUCUGUGCGCUCCCCUGAGGGAGUGCACAUGGGCGAGUGGAACCGGCUGACUGUGUAUCGGCACCGUUGGGACGUUUGGCUGCAGCUCAACGAUGGCCACCACAUUCAAGGCCGGUCUGAGGGACUCUUCUCAAGGAUCACUUUCCGUGAACCCCUUUAUGUUGGGGGCUCCAACAACCUGACAUCCCUUGCAGUGCGUCUUGGUGUGACAACUGGCCUACAGGGAUGUGUCAGACGACUGCAAAUCAAUGACCAUGUUUACCGUUUCCACAAGAACGAUGUGCUCAGGGAACCCAAUCCCUCAUCAGAUUAUGCUGCUCUUGAUGGCUUUGAUAUAAGUGAAUGCAUAGGUGAUGCUUGCAGUGAAGUAGAAUGCCAGCAUGGAGGAAAAUGUGUGGCAUCAGUUCAGGAUACCAGGAACAACUCCAAUUCAGCCGCCACUCCUCCACCUGCUUUCUUUCCUCCUCCUCCAGCUGCUCCUAUAUGCCUGUGCCCACUUGGCUAUGCUGGGGAUUUCUGUGAAAAGCAACUAAAUCUUGAGCUUAUGACAGUUCCUUCCUUCAAUGGCUCUGCCCACUUAGUGUUCCCAGCACUUGGAGGCUCUGUCUUGUCAUGGCUUGAGCUGGAAUUAGUGUUCCGAGCAGCCUCCACAGAUGGCAUUAUGCUGUAUGAGGGACAUCGAUCAGAUGGCUCCAGUGACUUCAUUGCCGUCACGCUCUCCCAGGCCCAUGUUCUGUUCACAAUUGAUUUGGGAUCUGGAAUGCUAACGUUGCGGUCAGCCUACCCAAUCCGUCCUGGCGUGUGGCACUCAGUGCGAGUCUCUCGAACUGGCCGAUGGGCUUGGUUGUAUGUUGAUGACCAACCUGUUGUGAGUGGUCUGACGCCUGGUGGUUUCACUAUGCUGUCUCUCUCACAUCCUCUGUAUCUUGGAGGCAUCCCACCCACCUCGGUCUCUCAGCCAAUACUACCAGCAUCACAGGCCUUUGUGGGCUGUAUACAAAAGUUAUCACUGAAUGGACGACCGAUCCAUUUGGUUUCUGGAGCAGUGUCUGGUAGUAAUGUCGGUUCUUGUGAUCACCCAUGCUCCGAGCGCCCAUGUGACAAUGGUGGAGUAUGUGAGCCGCAUGGCCCUACCUACACAUGCCGAUGCCCUCUGGGAUUCAAGGAUGAGCACUGCAGGAGUCGAGUGGUCACGCAGGUUCUAACGCCAAGUUUCAGCGGGCGUUCUUUCCUGAAGUACUCAGAUCCAGAGAUAAUGAAGCGAGUGUCAGGUGACAAACUCCAUUUGUGGUUAAGAUUCCGUUCCCUGACGCCGAAUGGCCUCCUGAUCUGGGCUGGAGAGGAGGAGGACGAUGGAGAAACUGACGUACUGAUCCCACCUCUUGGAGAUUCGCUGAGCCUUGAGUUGCAAGAUGGACGUCUUGUGCUCCGGUACAACCUUGGCUCUGGGUAUGCUAGGCUCAUGUACAAUAACAGCGGUCCAUUGGAUGAUGGGCAGUGGCACACAGUGAGGAUUUCAAGGUAUGAGAGAGAAGCCCACGUGUCUGUUGAUGGUGGAAACCAAAUUGUGGUUGUCUCUCCAGGUGAUCUUGUGCAACUUAAUGUUGACUCAUCACUCUAUGUUGGUGGGCGUGAAACAUUCAGAGGUGCUCACAGUGGCUACAUGACCCCUGGACUGACGGGCUGCAUAGCCGACCUGACUCUGGCCACAGACUAUCACGUUGACCUUAUAACUCAGGCGGCAGCAGGGCAAAAUAUUGAUUACUGCUGACCGGGCCGAGGGUAGGUGGGAUGUGGAAGAUGAAAAGCGAGAAAGAGAAGAAGGGAAAAAAAACAAAAUGCAAAGAUAUACCCAGAAAAAGGAGCAUGUUAGGUGAUGGUAAAAGCAGUAAAAUUGCAGCCAUUAGGAAUAUUCCUUUCAAUAACAAAGGUAUUUGGGAGUCAAGGAAAUAUAUCUUUAUGUGGGAAUGUUAUUAUGUCUGAGAUGUUCCUGAUGUUUAUGUAUGAUGUUUUGUUAGAUGAUAUAAUGAUUGUGAAUAGUGAGCCCAUUUUUUUUUCUGUGAAUCAACUGUCAGGGCUAGCUAUAUCAUAGAUUUAUAUUUGAUUGUGCAGGUUAUACUCUUGUUGACAGUGAAUGCAUGUCAUAUAAGUAAGAAGUCAGGUCAGUGAGAAUUUAUCUUAAGACUCACUAUAAUAGUGUCAGUUUCUUAUGUAGUGUGAAUGCAAAACUCACCUUUAUCCUCUUCCCACACAAGGUUCAUAAUCACUGACCGACUUCUGAAGCAUAGAUGUAUUUUGCAAAUGCCAUGAAAAUGUUCUUGCCCAAUCUGUAGCAUCUCAGAAAUGAUUCAUUCCAGUUAAUGAUUGUGUUUUUGUGUGCUUGAAAAAAUGUAUGUAUAUGUAUGAUAUGUACGUACUUGCACUCAGAUUUCAAUAAGUUAUAUUUCAUAUGCUAAUGAUCAUUUUCAUAUUGAUGUGGUUAGAAUUUAGCAGUGGCUACCACUCUGGCAUUUGGAUGUUUAGUUUCAUGAUUUUUCCCCCAGAAUGAUAAAGUGUGCAACAUGUAUUAUUUACCUUUGGUGAAAAAAGGAAAAAUUUUAAGAGUGUUCCCUGAAUGUGAAAAUAUAUUUAUGUGGCCUGUUCAUUUCAUGAUUUGACAGAUAUGGAAAAUUGUGCUAAGGAAGUCACAUGUCUUAGUGAUUGUAUGGAGAAGAAUCAUCAAUUAGAUGGAUAUUAUAAUGAUAUAUUUUAAGGUGUUAUUCAUAUUAGCUAUCAUUAGAGAUAUUUUUAUUUCUGUAUAUAUGAAGUAUUGAGCACCUUUCAUAAUUGCUUAAAUGAAUGUAACAUUCAUUUCAGAUGUGUACUUGAUGUUUUGUUCACUGAGUGAUAAUAUAGUUUUGCUAGACCAUUAGACAUUGUGAGUUAGCUGAACAGCUAUCAUAGAAUGUCUCAUUUUUGUGCUACAAUGAAGAUGUUUAAGAAACUUCCUACAUAUCAUGUGUUCAUUAUGAUGCAAAAAUA